This is a messenger RNA of Penicillium macrosclerotiorum, 5130 nucleotides long. Its product is annotated as putative nuclear migration protein (ApsA). The record is from RefSeq and is a predicted model, not a curated record. Gene Ontology annotation, cellular component: mitochondrion; cell cortex. Gene Ontology annotation, biological process: establishment of mitochondrion localization; dynein-driven meiotic oscillatory nuclear movement; maintenance of protein location in cell cortex. Lineage: Eukaryota; Fungi; Ascomycota; Eurotiomycetes; Eurotiales; Aspergillaceae. Bases 1 to 5130 code for a protein of 1709 amino acids. Gene Ontology annotation, molecular function: tubulin binding; phospholipid binding. The transcript has 2 exons.
AUGACGGCAUCUAACGCCGGGGCGAAUAGCACCCUUGCCUCCAUGAUGGAAGAUCCGUUCGUUUCCAAUUCCAGCCAGGCUGCAACUGCUCCUCGCGAAUCUCACCGGUACUCCUCCUUUGAUACGCAGCUGUUCAGUCUCAAUGCCUCAUCACCGGCACAAGCGAAGCGAGCGCUCGAGGCUCACCUGGCAGAGACCGAGCGCCGGCUUGAGGAGGCGUCCAAGCUAGGCACCGCACUCAUUGACCAGCAGCGGGAACUGACCGAGCAGCUCAAGGAGGUUGAACGCCAGCAGGAUGAGGGGGAAAUGGGACCGGAAUUGCGGCAGCGGCUCGCCGACCUCGAACAAGAAUAUAAUGAGAUCGGACGAGAGAGCGCACGCGCAUUUCUGGCCCCCAAACGACUGGCAGGAGGCUCCGAGGAUACUCAAUUGGGCACCCCGAGCUUUGACCAGAAGUCUCCCAUCAGCCCUGCUCUCUUCGCUAGCCAAGCGACCAAUUCUCCCAGCAAAGUCAGCGUCCCAUCCCGUAAACAGCGCAACCAACCAUCCAGCCGAGUCCACGAUAUCGAAUUCGCCACAGAGAUCUCUACCUCCCUGCUUGCUCAAGUCCGUCAAUUGCAGGCGCUUCUUGCCGAGCGAGAGGAGUCCCUCAAAUCUGUUAACCUCGAGAAAUCGCGACUCGAACUCGAGGCAGAAGGGUAUGCUCAAAGAAUUCGAACUCUUGAUGAUAGCGAACAACGUUAUAAAGAUGAGAACUGGGCUCUGGAGACCCAGACCCAUGAGCUCAUGGCUGCCGUCAAGGAUGCCACGGAGCGUGAGAAGCGGCUUAACACUAGUCUGAGUGCGUCGAACUCGGAGAAGACGGCUGUCGAGCGGGAACUGGAAGAAUUGAGACAAGCCAAUUCCAAGCUGUUGGAGGAACAGUCUAUCGCACAGAAAGCAAAUGAUGCUGAAGUUCAUCUUUUGCGCCGUAACCUGACGGCUGGUGACGCAGAGAAACUUGCUCUUCAGAAAAAGCUUGAGGAACUGACGGGCCAGAAUCAAGAGCUGGCAAAAGCGGUGGCUAUGCGUAUCCGACAAUAUGAAGGACAAGGCACUCGUGAUCUUCCAGAUGACAAUGACGACGAUGAGCAGGAGCAAAACACGCCCGACAAUUCCCCUCCUCCGUCCCCCAACAAGUUUACACCGCGACAUGGCCAUCUUGAAUCGGAAACCCUGAAGAGUUCCUUGGGCCAUGCGCACCGUAUGAUCCAGAACCUCAAGAGCACCAUUCAUCGGGAGAAAACUGAGAAGAUUGAGCUUAAGCGCAUGCUUCAAGAAGCCCGGGAUGAGGUUGAGCAGCGUCGUCGCGAGACCGCUGCUCCCAAUGGGUCAACUAAGCGUCUGAAGACUAAGGACACAUCUUUCCGCAAACCAGCCCGCCCUGAUCUACUAGGCGCUGGUCGUAAGGAAAAGUCGUUUGUUGAGCUUCACGAUACCGAUUGGGAGGAUAAUGCUGGGCAGAUCAGCCCAAGUCGCUCGGUGAUGGCAAUUGCAGCUCAAGGUCGGCCUGGCGCUCGUUCGCCAGACGAGCCUAGUGAUGUCUACCAGACUGCCACCGAAGCCGAGGAUGGAUUUGAGACUGCGAACGAGCGGGCCACAGCAACUGAGAGCGAGGCAUUCCAGACAGGCGUCGAGAGCAUGGCCGAUGACAGCAGUGAUGAUUCCGCCGACCUAACUGAGACUGAGAACAAUGUCCAAACCACUCCUCGCAACCGGGUUUCCUCUUUGAUGAUGGCGAAGGCACGCGAUCGUUCUUCCUUCCACAGCACAGCUUCUGCGUCGACCGACGAUGAGGAGACAGAUGGAAGCUUCCCCUCUCCCAGUCAGACUCACAUGUCGCGUCGUGUGCGAUCCAAGCGCAGUGUUCUUAGGCGGAUUCGCCCGUCUGGAGAAGCUCCAAUGGCUUCCUAUAGCCGUCCGUCCAGUGCACGUAAUUCCCCUGCGCCCAGCUUUGAAGAACAGCCAAUGGCUCAGGAAGGUCAGAGUCUAUUUGCUGAGCUUGCCGAGCUGGAAGGAGGCGAGGAAGAGGAUGAAGAGGAUGGUGCUGUGUCUCAGACAUCGACCCCACGAAUGGGCCCUGUGUCUGACUCCCGUCGGCCUUCGGAAGUCAAUCUGGAUGUAGUGCCUCGGCCAGUCAUGGUUGAUUCCGGUGUGAUGACUGACCCAUGGGAACCUAGCACCUCCAUCGCGACGGUUGCUGGUGCCGGUGCUGCCGGUGUUCUCACCGGUGCUAUUCUUACCAAUUCCCCAACUACUCCUCAGAGAUCUCAGAGUCCGGAGCAGGAAAUCGCCACGAAUGUUGAGCAGACACCGAAACUGGUCAGCUCUGGAACACAGUGGACGCCGUUGAAGCCCCCCACGGCGGACGGCGACCACUUGGCUAACGUGCCCACACCACCGAAGAUGGUCUGGGACGAGCGUUCUGUUGAUGUCCAGCACGUUGAAGCCGGAACGCAAGCAGAACCAGCGGAGAUGGGAGUAGCUAUAAUCUCCUUCCAAGAAACCGUUCCAACAGCACCCAAGUGGCCUGAACUAGGUGUAACUUUUGUUCCUGGAAGUGUCACUUCUCCUGUGAAGCAUGAGGUUCCUGCUCCAGAAAUUCUUGAUUUGGGAUUCUCUUCAAUUUCCUCGCUAUCAACUGAGCCCGUCAUGGCUGUCAUUCCCGAGUCAGAGCCCGUGCGAGAGCUUCCUGAAAUUUCUUUGUCGUCUCUUUUCACCUAUUCCACUGAGCCUGUUCAGGCCCGAGUUCCCGAACCUGAACCUGAGAUUGUGGCCAAGGAAGUUAUUCUGCCCGACUUGGGGCUGUCAAUUAUUUCUGCUCAGCAAACGGAGCCUGUGAAGCCUCAUCUCCCAGAGCCCGCACCCGUGCCAGAGCCCAUUGUGAUUCGUGAGGUGAUCCGCGAGCCUGCACCUGAGCCGGUACCUCCUGAGCUUUCGAUCUCGUGGUUGAAUCCCACUUCUACGGAGCCUGUUGAGGCUCGCUUGCCAGAACCUGUCCCAGUGCCGGAGCCUGUUGUGAUCCGCGAGGUGAUCCGCGAGCCUGCACCUGAGCCGGUACCUCCAGAGCUUUCAAUCUCGUGGUUGAACCCCACAUCCACGGAGCCUGUUGAGGCUCGCUUGCCAGAACCUGCCCCAUUACCGGAGCCUAUUGUAAUCCGUGAGGUGAUCCGCGAGCCUGCACCUGAACCGGUACCUCCAGAGCUCUCAAUCUCGUGGUUGGACCCGGCAUUCACGGAACCAAUUGCCCCUAAGCUGAUUGAAGCUGCCCCUCUCGCUAGUCCCUCGAUCUCCAUCUUGCAUUCCGUGGAGACUCAGCCGACCAAGUCCGUACCGCAUGUCAUUCCUUCUAUGAUUGACCUUGCUGUCCAGACAGAUCCGACAGAGGAGCCAAAGCCCGUUGGUUCAGCUGUGGCUGUCUACGAAGACACAGCCACCAGAAUUACACGCAGCCGUGCCAGCACAACCACCAGCGAGCGGCGCACAAGUACAGGGUUGGCUUUGAGCGACAUUUCUGGCAAUGCUCUCCCUCACUCAGGAAGACAGCAACCAAGCUCUGUCAGCAUGGACCAGGGCUCACAAACGAUUCUCUCCGCGAGACAGAUUGACCAAAUCUUGAUGGAUCGAGAUUCUGCUCGUCCAGUCUCUUCGGCAGAUAACAGACCAACAAGUCAGAUAAGAGACAUGGCCACCGCCGGAGCCAUUGCGGCAGUCGCCGGGGCUUCGGCAGCCUCGUCGCCUUUUGCCACUCCUAAGGUCAAAUCUCGCUUGCAACCCCAGUCGGCCAAGUCGAAUGCAUCGAGUCAACGCCGACCUGAUAGUUCUGCCAGCCAAGCAUCCGCAUUCAGUCUUCAUCCGCCAUUGCCAGUCGACCACCGUGAGGCCAUUGCAGCUGCUGAGAAGAAAUCGAUUGAUAUGCCUCCGCCGUCUCCAACUGUGAUGGGCCCGCCUCUUGCACCUGCCUCUGCAUACCGCAUCAAUGUCCAAGCUGCUCCACGAACCCCCAACGAACAAAUGAACCGCCCUGGCUCUACCAGAACCGUUUCUACGCAAGCCCGUAUGCGGAAGGGAAGUCAAAGCCAGAUGUCAAGACGAUCCUCGGUAUCGUCAUUCGCGUCUGAGCUUGAGGAGCGCUUCAAUAUGAACCCCUAUGCUGGUCCUAUGCCUCAGGGAUACGGACCUGGUACAGAUCCCCGCAUGAUCCAGGCUAUUACCCAGACCAUGAUUGGUGAAUUCUUGUGGAAGUAUACUCGCAAGACUGGAUCUUCAGACAUGUCCUCAACUCGCCAUCGACGUUAUUUCUGGGUCCACCCGUAUACUCGUACACUAUACUGGAGCGAACAAGACCCACAGACUGUUGGAAAAACCCAGGUCCGGACUAAGAGCGUACCGAUUGAGGCAGUUCGGGUCGUUGCAGACGACAACCCAUACCCUCCGGGUCUCCACUGCCGCAGCUUGGAGGUUGUUAGCCCCGGCCGGCGCGUACGAUUCACAGCCACUACCAGCCAAAGACAUGAGACCUGGUUCAACGCCUUGUCAUAUCUUCUUCUGCGGGAAACUAAUGACAACUGCGAAGAUCACGACAAUAGCGUGACCUUGGAUGAUAUCGAUGAGUUCAACCCUGGCUUCCGGUCGUCCUCUCGGCAGACGGCACGCAUGUCGCUUGCGUCACACAACAGCCGUACUGUUCGUCAAGCGCCCAAGCAGCAGCGUGCAGCGUCAGCCAUGUCCAUGCGCUCGACUGGUGGAACCCCGGGCCGCGCAUCACCUGCGCUCAGCUCCCCAGGCCCAAAUUCCACCCUGCAAGUCCCCGACGAGCCUCCGAGGUCUUCGUCCCGCCUCAGCUCGAUCCUGAACAGUUCAAUUCGUGGGUCGAUCGCCAGUUUGAAGGGACGUCACGGCCAGGCAUCAAGCGUUCAUAAUGAGAGUCUCCGUGACCAACAUAGCAUGGAAAACUUGGCACAGGAGCUCGAUGAUGAAGAUCGGCUUGAGAAUGUACGCGCUUGCUGUGACGGUAAACAUGAUGUGGGUUCGCUCUCGCGCACCAGUCGAUAUAGCCCCAGAGUUGACCGUACCCACUCGCACCAUUAA